AUGGCAAUUGAGACCACUGAGAUCCCUGCUAGUGUUGGUACCACAAACACAACUGCACCUACUGAUUCCACUCGUAUCUUGUUUCAUCCUGAUGAUUAUACGCAUCCAUGUCAUCCUUUAUAUGUGCAUCCAUUUGAUUUGUUAGCCUCAUCUCUUGUGUCUGAACUAUUUGAUGGAACAUGCUAUGGGAGUUGGCGUAGGUCGAUUUUAAUCGCUUUAUCAGUUAGAAAUAAGCUUGACUUUAUUCAUGGUACUUCUGAGAGACCUGCUGAAGGUUCUCCUCUACUGAGACAAUGGCAGCGCUGCAAUGAUUUAGUUGUUGCUUGGCUAGUCAAUUCUGUAACUAAGGAAAUACAAAGGUCUGUUGUCUAUUCUGAAUUUGCUAAGGACAUUUGGAGAGAACUUGAGGAUAGAUAUGGUAAGGCUGAUGGGGCAAGAGUGUUCGAACUAAAGAAGAGCUUAGCUCAUAUUUCCCAGCGGUCCCUAGAUAUUGCCUCUUAUUUCACCAAAAUUAAGCAGUUAUGGGAUGAAUUAGCUUCUAUCUCAAUUCACUCUGCUAACAACUGCAGCUGCAUUGGUGGUGCCAAAUCUGAGGAGGAACAAAGGGUAUACUAG
This is a messenger RNA of Lycium barbarum (goji berry), 615 nucleotides long. RefSeq lists its product as uncharacterized. The record is from RefSeq and is a predicted model, not a curated record. Lineage: Eukaryota; Viridiplantae; Streptophyta; Magnoliopsida; Solanales; Solanaceae. Bases 1 to 615 code for a protein of 204 amino acids. The transcript has a single exon.